AUGUCAUCUAGACGGAAUAAACGACCUUAUAAAGGUUUGAUUCUAAAGCCCAAACCAAUAAAACCAGGAUCUGGGUUUGGAACAGGAACAAGAUCAGGUUUAGGAACAGUUUCAGUUACGGCCUCCCCGUUGGCUCUGACAUCUACUACAGCCACAACUAUAAUUAGUUUUCAAAAUGGUCAUACUACUUAUAACGUACCAAAUUCAGGAAACGUGUCGCCUUCAACAUCAUCAACUUCUACAAAUUCAUUAGUAACGAAAAAACAUAUUAAAAAAAGUCUACAGAAUGAUUUCAAGUUAAAGUCUGCCGUCAAUACUAAUAAUAAUGAUAAUGAAGACAACAUACCUUCCAAUAACGGAAACAAUAUCUUCGGUGUAGUGGGUGACUUAUAUGAUAUAUUUGAUGCUAAUAAUUUCAAUGAAUUUGAAUUCUUAUAUUCAAUUUACGUCCCUAAUAAAUACUUGAUUAAAAAUAACAGAAAAUCAAUUAAACAUUUACUAAUUCAUUUACCCAAAAUUUAUCAUGAUUCCACUGCCAAUAGCUCGAGCUCCACUACCAACACAGCCAACAAUAAUCAAUCAACUAAUAUCAAUUUGUCAAUUCAUUUAUUCCUAAGCACGAUCAUGGUUAAAUUUGUUAAUUCUUGGUAUUUGACGAAAUUAAACACAGCAAAUCUACAGUUUUUAAAAUUAGUAUAUCAAUUAAUGGUUGAUUUUAUUAAAGACGUUAUAGCAAGAAUAGAAUCGGUAGAUAUAUUGUUGAUGAUUGAUCAAUUUGGUGAUAUUUUGAACACCCAUUUAAAGCAAACCGUCCCCACCAAAUAUUCAGAUAAUAACAAAUACCCAUAUAAAUUUCUUGAAGAUUAUUUUUCCAAUCAAAAACCAAAGUUGAACACUUUUGAUUUUGAUAAACUGACAUUACAAGUAACCAAUGAUUAUUUGAAAUCAAAUCAUAUAAUUUUUGAAAAUUUCAAUUCUUCUUCCAAAAAUCACGACCCAAGUAAUGAGAUGUUGUACUAUAGACUACUUGUCAAGAAUGUGUUAUUGGCAUCAUUUAAAGACAGAGAAUUAAGUCCUUCUACAUCAAAAAUAACUAAUGAUUUAAUAGUCCAUAUUUUAAGUGAUAUUGUUAUUGUCAAAUUAAUUGAGAAAUUAUCGUCCCAGGAUUUUAUUUUUGACAAAUUAAAUGAAAUAUUAGAUGGGUUGUUAUUGUUAUCAUCCUCGUCCUCCACCUCGUCCUCUUUCUCGAAUUCAGUUGAGUCUAAUAAUGUUAAAUUGGAACCCACAUUUUACCAGUCGUGGAGUGGAAAAUUGCAAAAAUCGAUUGCUCAAGUAUAUUCUGGGUUUACCAAUUUUAUUGUACUUUCAUCUAACAGUAAAAAAUCUCAGUUGAAAGGAAAUGAAAAUAGCAACCCUGCAACUCGUGUGAGUGGAGUUUUAAAUUGGUCGUUAUUUUCACUAUUAAACACCGUAUUCAACUUACAACAUCGGAAACCAUUCUUUUAUAAUUUGAUAAUUUCAAUUAAAUCAUUACUCCAAAUGAAUAAUAGAAUAGCGGGUUCAAUAGAUCGAAUUACUGGAGAAUUUAUUAAAACGAAAAUUAAUCAAUCAAUAACUCGAGAUAAAGUUGCUAGAAUUAUCAAUGAUUUGCGAGUAAACCUAUUUUACCUGUCACUGGACGAUCAAGACCCAGUAGAUAUAGACAAAAAAGAACAAGUGUCAAUUGAUAUUUUAACUGAUAAGAUCAUCAAAGUUUAUAAAGCAUAUUUGGCCAAAUAUCUAGAUUUAUCAUACAAAGAAGAAACUGAACAAGAUUUGAAAGAUUCAAUCAAGCUGGUUUUGAUUAUCUUUCAACAGAAAGAGGAAAAUGAAAGUGACCUACAACAGUAUUUGGACAAUAGAGUCAACAAAUUGCUUAUUAUAAAGUUAUUAGAUUGUGUUAUUGGAAAUUUAUAUACUGAUAUAUAG
Messenger RNA from Candida albicans SC5314, 1968 nucleotides. RefSeq lists its product as uncharacterized. The transcript has a single exon. NCBI's taxonomy places the organism in Eukaryota, Fungi, Ascomycota, Pichiomycetes, Serinales, Debaryomycetaceae. The coding region runs from base 1 to 1968 and encodes 655 amino acids. The record is from RefSeq and is a predicted model, not a curated record.